Erinaceus europaeus (western European hedgehog) is the source of this 1269-nucleotide messenger RNA. RefSeq names its product retinoic acid early transcript 1E-like. Gene Ontology annotation, biological process: antigen processing and presentation of endogenous peptide antigen via MHC class I via ER pathway, TAP-independent; antigen processing and presentation of endogenous peptide antigen via MHC class Ib; immune response. NCBI's taxonomy places the organism in Eukaryota, Metazoa, Chordata, Mammalia, Eulipotyphla, Erinaceidae. The transcript has 6 exons. The record is from RefSeq and is a predicted model, not a curated record. Gene Ontology annotation, cellular component: external side of plasma membrane. Bases 1 to 1035 code for a protein of 344 amino acids.
AUGUCGAACAGUAUUGGUGGUACUGGCAGCCCUGUGGAGGGGAAAUGCCUCCAGCUUUUCACCAUUGAGUGCCCACUGCUUGUUAAGACUGACAGUGAGAGUCAGAGAGGCUGUUCUGACAGAACUGCCAAAAGAGCUUUCCUCCUGGCGUCCGCUCCAGUUUCUGCCGAGGGUCUUGUCCUGGGGGCUCGCUCUGGAGCUCACUCUCUCUGCCUCAACCUCACUGUCAGAUCUCAGUUCUCAAAUGGACAGCCCUGGUGUGAAGCCCAGGGCUCAGUGGAUGGAAAGCCUUUCCUUCAGUACGACAGUGACAGCAGCAAGGCCAGACCUGUAGGUCUGCUGGGGGAGAAGGUCAAGGCCACCAAAGCAUGGAAAGAAUUGUCCCAAACUCUGGAAGAAGUGGGGCGAGAGCUCAGGAUGAUCUUGCUUGUCACAAAACCAGAGAAAAGCCUGAGCAGGGGUCCCCCCAGCCUGCAGGCCCAGCUGUGCUGUCAGAGGGAAGCAGGAGAGUGCACUGGUGCAUCCUGGGAGUUCAGCAUCAAUGGACAGAGAGCCCUCCUGGACACAAUGACCAUGAGCUGGAUAGUCAUUGAUCCUGGAGCCAGAGGGAUCAAGGAGGAGUGGGAGAAGAACCGGGACCUGGAAGAGUAUUUUGGAAGGAUCUCAACCAUAACUUGUUGUCACUGGCUUAAAAAAUUCUUACAACACUGGGAGAAAAUACUGGCAACCAAAGAUAUUGCAUCCGGCAAUUCCAACCUAAUCAAUGCAACAAGUACCAUCUCAGCAUGCUUCACCUCAGACUGUGUACAGAGAUGUCAGGCAUGGAAUGCCAACCCUUCACCCUCAUCACUUUGCCACCAGGUUCCAGAUACUAGCAGGAUGCGACCACACUUCCCCGGACAGACAACCCCACCAAUGUACCUUGGAACUCCACUUCCCCAGAGCCCUUCCCCACUAGGGAAAGAGAUGGGCAGGCUGGGAAUAUGGAUCGGCCUAUCAGUGCCCAUGUUCAGCAGAGAAGCAAUUACGCUGUGAAUGAUGGAUCCUGAGCAUAGGAACAAUAUUGCUUUAAAGAAAGAUAGACCUUCCACCUUCUGCAUCCCACAAUGAUCUUGGGUCCAUACUCCCAGAGGGUUAAAGAACAGGAAAACUAUCAGGGGAGAGGAUGGGAUACGGAGGUCUGGUGGUGGGAAUUGUGCGAAGUUGUACCCCUCUUAUCCUAUGGUUUUGUCAAUGUUUCCUUUUUAUAAAUAAAAAAAAUUUUUUAAA